Funneliformis mosseae is the source of this 231-nucleotide messenger RNA. NCBI's taxonomy places the organism in Eukaryota, Fungi, Glomeromycota, Glomeromycetes, Glomerales, Glomeraceae. The record is from the annotation of a GenBank genome assembly.
UCUAUAUACCAAGAGAUUAUUAUACCAGGGAACCAAGAGGAUUUGCGUACAUAGAAUACUAUGAUGAACGUGAUUGCGAUGAAGCUUAUAGACACGGGACUGUUAUAUUGCAUGGACGUGAGUUAACCGUGGAAUUUGCGCGUGGAUCUAGAAAAACUCCUCGAGAAAUGAGAGAUAUUCUCCGAUUAGACGAGGAAGAUAUGGAGUACCGAAAAAUUCUUACAGACCUAG